Messenger RNA from Anneissia japonica, 1143 nucleotides. Its product is annotated as adhesion G-protein coupled receptor D1-like. Gene Ontology annotation, molecular function: G protein-coupled receptor activity. Gene Ontology annotation, cellular component: membrane. The coding region runs from base 265 to 894 and encodes 209 amino acids. The transcript is spliced from 9 exons. Gene Ontology annotation, biological process: cell surface receptor signaling pathway; adenylate cyclase-activating G protein-coupled receptor signaling pathway. NCBI's taxonomy places the organism in Eukaryota, Metazoa, Echinodermata, Crinoidea, Comatulida, Comatulidae. The record is from RefSeq and is a predicted model, not a curated record.
CAGAAGGGGUUUGCUCUAAAAGGGGGUUCUUCCGAACCAUAGAACCACAUCACUCCUGGUUACGAGUCUGAUUAUUAACUAUUAUUAUAACUAUUUUAUAGGCUACUCCAUCUAAGGAACGUAGCUAUUCAUGCAAACUUGACGCUGUCGUUACUCCUUGCACAUGUGCUAUUCAUUACUGGGAUCGACGCUACUGAAAACCAGACGUCGUGUAAAGUAAUUGCAAUUUUUUUGCAUUACUUUUUCCUCUCAUCUUUUUCCUGGAUGAUGAUCGAGGGCGCAUAUCUGUAUGUAAAAGCCAGUCAAGUGCAUCGGAAACCAUUGAAGAUCAUCCACUAUGCUAUCAUUGGCUGGGGUUCACCCAUAAUUAUUGUUGGCAUAACGCUUUGUGCCAGAUACAGUGGAUACGGUUCGGGUGUUGCGUGCUGGUUGGGCUUAAAUGAUGGAGUUAUUUGGGCAUUUGUUGCACCAGUACUUAUUGUUGGAAUGAUUAAUACACUGAUUAUGGUGAGUGUCAUCAGAACAUUUACCUCACUGAAGGCCAAUGCAGACAAAGCAAGGACUGAACGAAUGAAGUCAAACCUGCGAGCCAUUUUACUUCUUCAGCCACUGCUUGGUGUCACAUGGUUAUUUGGAGUUUUGUCUUUCAACUUCUCAUGGGCGAUAUCUUUUCAAUAUCUCUUCGUUAUCUGCAAUUCGUUACAGGGAGCAUUCAUAUUCAUUCUUCAUUGUGUCAUGAACGAAGAGGUAAAGAAAGCAGCUCAACGCUACGUACACAGAUUGAGGUCAUCUCAUCAUAGUGGUAUACGCGGUAAAGGGAAGGUCCACUCGAAGUCCCAGGAAAGUAGAACAGCCACAACCGCAGUAACAGAUUCGACGGAUGCAUGGAAUUAAUAUGAAUAUUCAUAGAAGUCAGUAAGCUGAACAAAUGCUAGUAAAAUUUGGCGGUCUAACUACAAUGAUACAUCAAUCACGAGAUAAAGAUGAGAAGAAACAAAAACCCAAGAGCUAAUAAGUUCUAUUUGCUAAAAUAUUAUUAUUAUUAUAACUAUUAUUAUUAUUAUUAUAACUAUUACUAUUAUUAUUAUUAAGGAAGGCAAAUUAAAGAUUUAUUAUUAAAUUCAAAAAACUUGGACAGGCCCG